CACAGCCCCUUCUCAGCCUCCUCUCCCACAGCUCACACACCAGGCAAUAACUUACAGCUUUCUGUGUAUAACAUUCAUUUGUUAACGCGGUCCCUUUUAGGAAAUGUAACGAUGACGUCACGGCAGUCACGUGACCGGUCCUACAGCCAGCCAGUCUGCCAGAUGGGAACUAGCUGCUCCCUAAGACAACAAAGCACCAGUAUGUUCUGUGUAAAGGUUUAAUUAGACUGUAUAUAAGGUCUCAGUGUUACACAAUAUCGCUGACCAUGAACAAGAUGAAGAAGAAGCUGCCUGAGCGGAUCCUGAAUCACAUCCUGGAGAUUCUCUACCUGCUGACGGGAGAGGUGAGAAAACACCAUAACGUCACCACGCGUGUGACUAACUCACUGACAGCGAGUCACAUGACCGGGGACAAGAUGACGACAGAGAGAAUACUGACCCACACCCUGCAGAUCAUGUACCUGCUGACAGGGGAGGUGCCUAUAAAAUGUGAUGAUGUUGCCGUGUAUUUCUCUAUGGAGGAGUGGGAUUAUAUAGAGGGACACAAGGAGUUUUACAAGGACGUCAUGAUGAAGACUCAGCAAGUACCAAGGACUAUGGAGAUCCCAGGAAAUGAGAGCUCAGGUGACAGUGAUGGCAAUCUAGACACAGCAGCAGAUGCAGAACUUGUAUAUAACGUUCAGCCACUGGAGACCCCAUCAGACGUCUCUGAAGGUGAUGUUAAGACUGAAGUCACACUUAAUGCUAAACAGACUGAUGAUCCGUAUGUAAUAAGUCAGCUGGAAGCUGUGAAGGAGGAAACCAUUGACCAUAUCAGUACAGGUGAUGUUAAGACUGAAGUCACACUUAAUGAUAAACAGACUAAUGAUCUGUAUGUAAUAAGUCAGCUGGAAGCUGUGAAGCAGGAAACCAGUGACCAUAUCAGUACAGGCCGUGUGGAUGUGACGCUAUCCGAUGACUCAGCAGUAGAGCACGUAGGAGAACCGUAUGCGUGUGAUCGCGUAGAUUUAGAGGAGGAUGAAGUUCCUAUAAAUACGGUUACAGGUGAAUUCACAAUCUGCAAUAAUCCUAGUCGCGAUCAGAGUACUGAUACUUCUUUCACUCUUCUUCAAAAUCAAAGAAGCCAUGAAGAAAAUGUAUGUCUUGAAUGCGGGAAAUGUUUUACUACGAAAUCAACUCUUGUUGGCCAUCUGAAAAUUCACACAGGAGAGAAAGCAUUUUCUUGUUCUCAGUGUGGGAAAUGUUUUACUUUAAAAUCAUCUCUUAAUAGGCAUCAGAAAGUUCAUUCAGGGGAAAAAGAAUUUUCAUGUUCUGAAUGUGGAAAAUGUUUUGCUCUGAAAUCAUCACUUAUUAGACAUCAGAUCGUUCAUACAGGGGAAAAAGGAUUUUCGUGUUCUGAAUGUGGAAAAUGUUUUAACAGGAAAUCAUACCUUAUUGACCAUUUUAAAAUUCAUAGAGGAGAGAAAGCAUUUUUAUGUUCUGAAUGUGAGAAAUGUUUCAUUUUAAGAUCAGAUCUUAUUAGGCAUCAAAAAAUUCAUACAGGGGAGAAAAAAUUUUCAUGUUCUGACUGUGGUAAAUGGUUUACCACAAAAUCAUAUCUUAUUGAACACCUGAAAAUUCACAAAGGAGAUAAAUCAUUUUCAUGUUCUGACUGUGGGAAAUGUUUUACUCUGAAAUCAUAUCUUAUUGUUCAUCAGAAAAUUCAUACAGGGGAGAAAGCAUUUUCAUGCUCUGAUUGUGGGAAAUGUUUUAACCGUAAGUCAAAUCUUAUUGUUCAUCAGAAAACUCAUGCAGGGGAGAGAGCAUUUUCAUGUUCUGAAUGUGGGAAAUGUUUUACUCAGAAAUCAAAUCUUAAUACUCAUCAGAAAAUUCAUACUAAAAGAAAUCUGGGAAAUCAGAGGUUAACCUCUUAAGUACAGAAGGUGACACGUAGUUGUCAUCCGUACAAUACCUAAAGUGGUGAUGAUUGCUGCAUGUCGUCCUCUAGGGAUGUUCUUUGAGGCUCAUUCUGCACCUCAAGUGAUUACAAGGUGGAUCAGUGUGUUUGUCAUCCCUAGGGGGGAUCCAGGGUCCCUAUAUAGGUCUGAAUAGUCAAAGGAUCACCUGGCAUAUAAAAAUGUGUAUUUCUUUGAGUAUAGGUUCAUGGAAGCCUCCAAGUGCAGAUCAAAAUGAUAUACAUAUACCCAAAGGUCCUUAUUUAUAUGUUGAUAAACCCUUAUUGCAAUUUAGUCACUGUUGAGGGCAUUAUAGUCAGGUGAUCACUGAGGUGCCAUUGUUUCCCUAGCUGGAAUUCUAUACCAGGUGUAUAGAUGUACAAGGUGAGCCCCUACGUUAACAUUAAAUGUUUAAAAGGCAUCCAAAAGCACUUGUCUGGAUUAGGAUAGCCUCCCUGGCUGCAUGAAAUGCAUUUUGCUGAUAUAUAUAUAUAUAUAUAUAUAUAUAUAUAUAUAUAUAUAUAUAUAUAUAAAAACACUGAAUUUUUCUCUGUUAGUGCUAUGUUAUAUAAUACAAUUAUAGGUCUACUAAAGCUUAUGUGGGUUUCUCACUGAAAAAUUACUUCCAGCAGCAUCUAAACGAUCAGAAAUGGCUCAGUGCACGGGUGUGAAAUGGUUACAGCAGCUAAGGGGUUAGCUGGACAUUAAACAUUUUUAGAUUGUUCUGUAAAAUAUUUUAAUUUUCUGUAAUAAAACUACUUUGCAAUAUU
Bombina bombina (fire-bellied toad) is the source of this 2704-nucleotide messenger RNA. RefSeq names its product gastrula zinc finger protein XlCGF57.1. NCBI's taxonomy places the organism in Eukaryota, Metazoa, Chordata, Amphibia, Anura, Bombinatoridae. Gene Ontology annotation, cellular component: nucleus. The record is from RefSeq and is a predicted model, not a curated record. The transcript has 9 exons. The coding region runs from base 267 to 1913 and encodes 548 amino acids. Gene Ontology annotation, biological process: regulation of DNA-templated transcription.